Molecule: messenger RNA, 1715 nt
Organism: Saprolegnia parasitica CBS 223.65
Lineage: Eukaryota; Oomycota; Saprolegniomycetes; Saprolegniales; Saprolegniaceae
Exons: 1
Coding region: 45-1715 (556 amino acids)
Biological process (GO): RNA processing
Molecular function (GO): ribonuclease III activity
Source: RefSeq, a predicted model, not a curated record
GGCGAACGGACGUUAGUUGGCGCCACGACCGACGGCCGGCCGGGAUGACCGAGACAGCGCCCGACGCUGGCGUCGCGCUGUACCGCAUCGAGAGCAUUCUUGCAGGCGACAGCAGCUCGCUCGGCCUUCUCGUCGCACCGCCGCUAUCGGACGACACACCGAUACUGGCGGCCGCCGGCGUGCAACUGGUGCUCUUGCACGCUGCGCUGGCGAUCCCGCCACCAGAGUACGCGCUGUACCAAGCGUUUACGGUGUAUGCGUGCAGCCAAGUGCUGCUGGACGCACCACCACUCGGGCCGCGCCGCGCUCGCGUCACUGUGGUGCCAUUGACACCUACCGGCGCGAUUGAUGACGCCCUCGUGCGACGCUGCUGCGAGCCGCAGACAAGGGAAGAAAAGCUCGUAUGCGGCGCAGCGUUCUGUGAACUGCCCGCCGUGAUCGUGUACCAAGACGUCCCGUACAUCGCCGACGCCGUCUCGCCCGAGCUGACGCCGGGUUCAUUGCUUCCGACGACCGGCAAGACGUAUGCUGAGACGGCGCGUAUGAAAGCACCAGGAACGAGCGUGGACAUGGCGCAACACCUCUAUCGCGCGCGCCAAGCCCGCGCCAAGCCAGGUAUGCUCGCCAAGGCAACGCCGCCCAAGAAGCGCACGUACAUCCAUUUGAUCCCGCAGCUGUGCACGGUGCACCCGCUGCCGUGCGCGCUCUGGCACGACCUCAAGCGACUUCCUACCAUCUUGUACCUCUGGGAAAAAGAUCUCGCCGAAGCAACGUUGCGACGGCGGUGGCAGUGGCCGCACCCUCUCACCGAAGCCCUCACGGCCGCCAGCGCCAAACUGAGCUACAGCAACGAGCGAUUGGCGUUCCUCGGCGACGGCGUUCUAAAGCUCGUGCUCACCAUCGACGCGAUCCAGAGCGGACAGUGGCAGCUCACGGACGCCAUGCGAGACCAGCGGCUGCGCAGGCUACAGAAUGCGACGCUGUGUGCCGUGGCCGAGUCGGCAAACCUUCUUCCGUACGUGGAUCUCGUCGGCUUUCACGGCUCGUGGUUCCAGCCGCUUCUGAGCGACACCACUUUGCCGCCCCCCGAAGAUGCGCUAACGCCGAGCACACGCAUCAAGACGUACGCGACCGUCGUCGAAGCUCUUUUGGGCGCGGCAUAUGACGCUGCGGGUGUGGCAGGGGCGAUGACCAUGGCGCAUCAUUUAGAGCUUGUCUCGACUCGCAACGUGGACCUGCCCCGCAAGGCAUGGGCGCUACCAGCGCCCACCUCGUGCAACUGGCAACUCGGUUCCUUUGGUCCUCCCAUCGACCAACCCGCGGUCGCGACGUCGGUUGCCGCCUGUGUAAGCACGAGCCUCAGCGGCGGGACCGAGGCGGCCACCGAUGGCCCCAAGCUUCUCGGCGAAGCGCUCCAGUACGCAGCGACUGCGAUCGACCUCUAUGCGACGGGGACGGAUCCUGGCGAGAUGACGCGGCGCCGUCAUUUUGUCACACGGGCGUCGCUUGGGGCCCGCCUCGUCGACACCCACGUCGUACCGACGCCAGCUCCGAGUGCAACUGCGCUCGGCGCUGCGUACGAGAGCGUCCUUGGCGCGGUCGCCGCCAACGCGGGCGUCGAAGCAGCGCUGGCAUUUGCCACGGCGUGGAGCCGGCCGCUCUUGGUAUCGGCGCUCGUCGACCUUGUGCCAGUGUUGAGAGCGCGCGACGAGUGA